CAAGCCAGGCUUUAUCCUGCUCGUCUGUCCCGCUCACUUAGACCUCACAGGAAACUCACGGCUCCCCCCGGCCCUCAAACUUUUUUUUACUCUCAUACACAGUCCUGCCGGCUUGCUGAGUCUGACCAGAGAGGAUGGCUAAGCACAUGUGGAGAAUGAAUGGGCUCUGGGGAAGGAUGGCUGGAGUCCUUGUGCUCUGCGCUCUGUUGUUUAGCAAUGAGGUGAUGUGUCAAGACGAUGAUGCUGCAGCAGCAGACCCCACCGACGCAGCUGACCCAGCCGCAGACCCUGGUGCUGUGACAGAUGCUUCAGCUGCCAGUGCACCUACGGAUGCCUCAGCUGCCCCAGAUGCAGGUGCUGCCCCGACUGAUGCUGCUGCUGCUGCUGCUGAUGCUGAUGCUACUGUAGAAUCUGCUGCUCCUGGAGAUAGUGUGUUUCCAGCAACCAUCAUAAAUGUUGUACUCGAUUCUAGUGGGGGCACCUCAGGGACCAAUGCUCCUGCCACUGUAGAAGACAAAGACUCAGCUGCUGUGGCUCCAGUAGUGACCAGCGUUGUUAAAGCCGUGGUGCCUGAUGUGAAGUGUGUUGGAAAAGAGGACAUACCAGAAAGUGCUAUCAAGGUUACGGUGGUCACAACUGACUGUGAUGCCACUAAACGCAUCAUUCAGGAUAAUCCUGCAGGCUGGUGCAACAAGGAAAACUGUAACCUAAAAAUCUCCCAGGAGGGCAACACAAUCCAAGUGGCCAGUGAUGAUGCUAAAUUGAGUACUUUGGCUGAGGCUGUCCAGAGUGCUGGUUUGAAGAAUCAGCUGGGUGUGACAAAGGUGGAGACCCCGUCCUCAUCAGGUUCCUCGGUCUUCGUGGGGAUCCUGAUCAGCGGUCUGCUUGCCGCCAUAGGGAUCACUGUUGGUUACUUCAAAUGCCCACGCAGAGGCGAUGCCAAGGGAGUGAGGCUGGCAGAGGAGGCCUAUCCAGCAGACCAGGAGAACCAGGGGAACACUCUGGUAUCCGUGGCCCCCCUGAACCCCCCAGCAGAGACCCCGGAGAAACCCAGCGUGAACGGAGAGUCUCCUGAGGCAGCCAAGACCGAGCCUUCCUCUCCUCCCACCAACGGCGCCCCCACCACCAAGACGGCGGACACCGAGCUGUGAAAACAGUCUCCAAAGAACUACAGCCCAGGAACUACCCCCAACAGACACACCCAUCCACAAACACACACACACACACACACACACACACACACACACACACAUACCUUCAUCCCUGUGAAAACCCCUUUUCUGAAUCCACUUCUGCCCAAAACACACAGACUCCAGUGAACAUCAGGGAACAAGAGCAAUCUUUUACAUCAAUGCUCCUCUUGUCACAGUCCACAUAGGGCCUCCUCCUUUGGCUUUGUGCCUCAAUUAACAUCAGGCAAAGCAGCCUGACGACUACGACGGUGACAGUGAUGAAUGAUGUCGACGGUGACGAAGGCUCGGCCCCCUCCCCGGGUUGUUGAGGAACGACUGGAGACGGGCACCUCUGGGUGGGAAAAGAGUUAGCAUUAAUCAGCACUGGUUCCAAUAAUGACUGCAGCCAUGUCUCUGCAUGUCGUCCGGUUUUGAAAAGCUCCUGUAAAUCCUCUACUAGUGAAUACAGCACAAGCACAUAAAGUCACAUAGUUUCUUGUAAGGCCUAGACAGACACAGGAAAUAAAUCACCCUGCCUUGAAAAUCUGUUUACAAACCUCUCAGAGUGAAAAAUCCAUUGGGGCUCUCGUUUGUGUGAUUGAAUCAUAGACUGUUUAUAAGGAGUGGAUUUGCUCUCUGUUUCGGAGUGGACGUGCCUUAAAGCUGCAUCCAGCAACACGACUCACACAACAUGAGAUUUGGAAAUGAGACGUCCUCCUGCUUUUUUUUAUUUACCCUGCAUUCACAUGGUGUCACAAUAAUUGGAAAAAUUACUUUAAAAAAAAAAACAAAACUGAUGACAUGCAUUUGAAAACAAUCUCGAGUAGGGACGAGAAGACUAAAACUAGACACCUGACUUUACCACAGACACAGCCAUAAACGUUGUAUUCAUUUGCACAUUGCAUUUAAAACUCCUGGCUCAUUGGCAUCAUGGUAUAAGGCUCUAAGGUUAAGGUUUUGUCAAAGCAAAAGUUAGCUAGAUUAGUUCUGCAUCAGGAAAUACAACACAUUUGAUUGCAAGUUGGAAGAACUACUUUGCAACCUUGAGCUAUCAGAGAAAUACUUGAACACAGAUUUAUUACCUCCGUAUACAUUUUCCAAAAAAAAAAAACUUAAGGCUCUCCAUCACUGUUUUCCAGUCUUCUUCUGCACAGUGUGAUGCUCAUUUUGUAAGUUCUCAUCCCAUAUACAGUAAAGUAGAUGAUGAAGUAGGGUACAUUUUAAGGCGUGGCUUCUUUGUGUUUUAGCAGCCUGUGCUUGACAAAGUGCUAUUAUGUCUGGGUAAAGACGUUAGAUUUUUUCGUCCACCCUGUCACAAAAUAUGGUCACUUCAAUAUGGUCCCUGUCACAACUUUACGUUUGCUACGUCCACUGAGUAUAUCUGGUCAAUGGGUUGGGUUACUGAUAGUGUCGGUGUGAAAACGUGUGUAUGUGUGUGAUUGCUACUUUUAAAUCCUGCAUGUGUGUGUAUGCUCGCAUCUGUACUGUGCACGGACGGCGUGUUUAUCCUUACAUUUUAUCUCGCUCACUGUGCGUUUGCGCGGUUGUUCACGAGUGGUGGACGAUUGUCUAGGCGUGCGAGCGGUUGACGAGUCUGAAUGUGCAUGUAACAUAAGCCAUGAAAAAUGUAGAAUUCUUGUUAAGUACGCUGACAGAGUGACAACUAACCAAGUUGCAGUUGGUCCCUGUGGCGAGGAAGGAGGAGUGCCUAGAGGUUUAGCGACAUCUUUUUUUGUCUAGUUGUCUUUUUAUCUUCACUGCAAACUGUAGUGCGUCAUCUUUCACAAAGCCAACAGGCCUCUUCACAGUCACUACUGAAAAUCACCAGACUGACUAUGAGACCAACAGACUCCUAAAGGCCUCAGACGCAGAGCAAAUCCAUCUGUCAGCGUUACUCUCUUCAAUAUACUGUAUAUGCUUUUUUUUUUUUACUAUCACUGUUCUAUUGAACAGUGUGUAUAGUUUUGAUUUUUUUUUCCUUGUUAUUAAUUUGUGUAUCUACUCUUGUUGUGUGCCAAAGAAUCUCAUUUCAAUGAUGAUGAUGUUACUAAAAAUGUCCCUCAGUGGCACCCUUAACAAAUU
Molecule: messenger RNA, 3254 nt
Organism: Labrus mixtus (cuckoo wrasse)
Lineage: Eukaryota; Metazoa; Chordata; Actinopteri; Labriformes; Labridae
Gene: cd34
Product: CD34 molecule
Exons: 8
Coding region: 135-1151 (338 amino acids)
Biological process (GO): cell adhesion
Cellular component (GO): membrane
Source: RefSeq, a predicted model, not a curated record